CCAAAUGUUCACUAGUUCAGUUCACUUUCACUUCAUCCUCGCUUUUCUCGAUAAAGUCGAAUUUCUAAGUUGCACUCAAUUUUGAUGGCUUCGAACUUGAAUUCUCCCUUCGAUUUGGAAAGAUGGGCCAAGCAGUUGAUUUGGCUUUGAAUAACAUCAACGAACUGUUCUUUAAUCAUCACAGCAUCAAACUGAAGAAAAUCCAAGCAAGAGAAGAUGCUGCGAAACGCUCUCAACGCAGACGCGCUGCAGGUAAUUGCAGAGCGUCAUGAUAUCGACGUAACAGAUGACGACCAAAUGGUCACUAAUUCAGUUCACUUUCACUUCAUCCUCGCUUUUCUCGAUAAAGUCGAAUUUAUAAGUUGCACUCAAUUUUGAUGGCUUCGAACUUGAAUUCUCCCUUCGAUUUGGAAAUAUGGGGUCAAGCAGUUGAUUUGGCUUUGAAUGAUAUCAACGAACGGUUCUUGAAUCAUCACAGCAUCAAACUGAAGAAAAUCCAAGCAAGAGGAUGCGCUGCGAGAUGUUCUCGACGCAGACGCGCUGCAGGUGGUUGCAGAGCGUCGCGACGUCGACACAAACGCAUCAAGAACGUCAACACGUUCACAAGUGCAGUUUAUCCGCGCUUCUCCCGAUAUACUCGAAGGGCUGCGAUGAAGAGAAUACUUAAGUGUAUUCUCUCACUUGUUCUUUGGUUUGUAAUUGCGACGGAAGCAACGCCACAAUACUACAAUGUCGGUGUUUUGAUGUCUUCGAUGUUCAAUUCUUCUUUCGAUUUGAAAGGAGUUGGUCCAGCAGUCGACCUGUCUUUGAGUGACAUCAACGAGCGAUUCUUGGAUCAUCACGGCAUCAAACUGAAGAAAGUCCAAGCAAG
Messenger RNA from Nicrophorus vespilloides, 871 nucleotides. RefSeq lists its product as uncharacterized. Lineage: Eukaryota; Metazoa; Arthropoda; Insecta; Coleoptera; Silphidae. The annotation marks the transcript as partial. The record is from RefSeq and is a predicted model, not a curated record. The transcript is spliced from 6 exons.